Sorghum bicolor (sorghum) is the source of this 3498-nucleotide messenger RNA. RefSeq names its product WD repeat-containing protein 3. Gene Ontology annotation, cellular component: Pwp2p-containing subcomplex of 90S preribosome; small-subunit processome. Gene Ontology annotation, molecular function: snoRNA binding; protein binding. Lineage: Eukaryota; Viridiplantae; Streptophyta; Magnoliopsida; Poales; Poaceae. Bases 507 to 3215 code for a protein of 902 amino acids. The record is from RefSeq and is a predicted model, not a curated record. Gene Ontology annotation, biological process: maturation of SSU-rRNA. The transcript is spliced from 12 exons.
UAUACCAGCCUUGGCCUUUGACAAACUAUUUUUUUACUGAGGGUCAAUCCUAAAGUUACGCUCGGCAAAGACUGAAUUAAAAUAAAACUAACUACAAAGACCGGCACCAGCCGCAGCCCCUAACAUCACGAACGCACUCACCCAGGCAGCACACACGCACUCUACCGCACGCUGCUCGCACCCAGGCACGAAGGCACUCUACAGCACGCACGCACGCACGCACAGGAUGCCCCACCGCCGCAACUAACCACAGACGCUCGCCCCGCUGCCGCAGAAGCUCCGCAGCCAUGCCGUUCGCCGGAACCAGAUCGGCAGCCUCUAAAUCAUCCGCACCUCUGUAAGCUCCUCGCCGGCCUCCGCCACCGAUUUGGCAUCCUCACUCUCCCCAGCCUGCCGGCGGCGGCGCCCCCUGACCAUCGCUGUCCGACGACGACCUCCUCGAGCCCAACGUGCUCCGGUCGACAACGCCGUCGUCCGCGGUAGGGCUCAGCCUCCUCGCCGCGAUCAUGGGGGUCGGGGGCCCAUCCAAUCCGCCGCGCGCCCCGUCCCGGAGACCGCCGCAGGAUCCUGUUCCGCGAUGGCGGCGAGGUCGGCGCCGGUGCGGAUACCGUCGGAUUGGCAGCCUCCAGAUCCGCGCCUCUAUUGCGAGCGGGCACGCGGAUGGGAGCAUCAGGCUGUGGGACGCGGAAACAGGUGGCUGCGAGGCAACCCUCCACGGGCACCGCUCCGCUGCCUCCGCCCUCCGCUUCGGCCCCUCUGGCGCCGUCCUCGCUUCUGGCAGCAAGGACUGCGAUGUCAUCCUCUGGGACGUGGUUGCGCAGGCUGGGCUCUUCCGUUUGCGUGGGCACCGUGAUCAGGUCACCGAUUUGGUGUUUCUCGAUUCUGGUAAGAAGCUGGUGAGCUGCUCCAAGGACAAGUUUAUCAGGGUUUGGGACCUUGAAACACAGCACUGUCUACAAAUCGUUGGUGGUCACCGCAGUGAGAUUUGGUCAAUGGAUGUGGAUCCUAGCGAGAGGUUUUUAGUGUCUGGGUCUGCUGAUCCAGAGCUGCAGGUGUUUAGAAUCCGACAAUCAGUGGAGGAGGGUGAGGAUUGGAGCAAGUGGGAUGUGCUCAAGCUAUUUGGUGAGAUUCCACGGCAGAGCAAGGAACGAGUGGCAAAUGUUAGGUUUAAUAGGGAUGGUAGUCUUGUGGUAUGCCAGGUGGCUGGGAAGACAGCAGAUAUUUAUAGGGUUCUUGAUGAAACAGAGGCUGCACGUAAGGCCAAAAGGCGGGUGAACAGAAAGAAGGAGAAAGCAUCUGCGAAAUCCAUGAUUGCCGAAGAUAAUGGCACUAUCAUUGAUCCUUUACCAGCUAAAAACUUACAAAAUCCCACUGUUAUCGUCACCGAUGUAUUUAAGCUAUUUCAAGUUUUACGGGCAAGCAAAAAAAUAUGCUCGGUUGCAUUCUCUCCAAGUAAUCCUCCAAGAGGAUGCCUUGCCAUUUUGUCUCUAUCACUCAACAAUAACAUGCUUGAGACGUACUCAGUGGAUAGCGAGAAGGUAUCGAAGAUGUACUCGGUUGAGAUGCAUGGACACCGUUCUGACAUCAGGAGCAUCUCCCUUAAUUCUGAGGACAACCUUCUGAUGUCGACUAGCCACAAUGCUGUCAAGAUAUGGAAUCCUAGUACAGGGGAAUGCCUUCGGACCAUUGACUCUGGAUAUGGGCUGUGCAGUACUUUCGUUGGAAAUCGGUUUGCUCUUGUUGGUACACAAAGUGGUGCUUUGGAGAUUGUGGAUAUUGCUAGUGGGAGCUUAACUGAGGCCAUAGAAGCUCAUGCUGGCUCCAUACGAUCAAUUGUACCUAUUCCAGAUGAGGAUGGAACUGUUGGUGCGCGAGGCUUUGUCACUGGAAGUGCUGAUCAUGAUGUCAAGUUCUGGGAAUACCAAUUGGUGCAGAAGUCUGAUAAUGACUCUAAGCAGCUGACUGUAACUAAUGUGAGGACCUUGAAGAUGACCGAAGAUGUCCUUGCUGUCUCGAUCAGUCCCGAAGGAAAGCACAUUGCUGUUGCUCUCUUGGAUUGCCAUGUCAAGGUCUACCACAUGGACACACUGAAACCUUCUCUAAACCUUUAUGGGCACAAACUUCCAGUUCUCUGUAUGGACAUAUCAUCUGAUGGGGCUUUGCUAGUUACUGGCUCCGCGGACAAAAAUUUGAAGAUUUGGGGUAUGGAUUUCGGGGACUGCCACAGAUCUAUAUUUGCUCAUUCAGACAGCGUGAUGGAUGUUAAGUUUGUGUAUAGAACUCAUUAUAUGUUCAGUGUGGGGAAAGAUCGCACUGUGAAGUACUGGGAUGCUGAUAAAUUUGAGUUGUUGUUAACACUUGAAGGACAUCAUGCUGAAGUUUGGUGCCUCACAAUCAGCAGUCGUGGUGAUUUUAUUGUAACAGGUUCGCAUGAUCGCUCCAUUCGGCGUUGGGAUCGUACUGAAGAACAACUGUUCAUUGAGGAAGAGAAGGAGAAAAGAUUGGAAGAAACCUUUGAGGCUGAUUUAGAAAAUGAUGAGUAUAGAUAUGGGCAGAAAGAUGAUGCCCCUGAUGAAGGUUCUGUGGGUGUUCCUGGUAGGAAAACAAAAGAGACAGUAACCUCUGCUGACGCAAUCAUGGAUGCACUUGACACUGCUGAGGAGGAACUAAAACGCAUUAAUCAGCAUAAAAUGGAAGAGCAAAUUAAUGCGAAGGCAGCUAAAUUUCAACCUAAUGUUAUAAUGCAAGGGCAUUCACCUUCAGAUUAUGUUCUGAAUGUAGUUUCAAACAUCCGUCCAAAUGAUUUGGAGCAGGCCCUCUUGGCAUUGCCAUUCUCGGAUGCACUAAAGCUCAUGUCCUACUUGAAGGAGUGGUCUCUAGUUCCUUCAAAGGUUGAGCUUGUUUGUAGGGUUUGCUUAGUGCUCCUUCAGACACAUCAUAAUCAAUUAACUGCUACCCCAGCUGCAAGAUCCUUGUUGACAGAACUUAAGGAUAUUCUUUACUGUAGAGUAAAGGAAUGCAAGGAUACUAUAGGCUUCAACCUUGCCGCAAUGGAUCAUGUAAAAGAAUUGUUGGCGAUGAGAUCAGAUGCACCUUUCCGUGAUGCCAAGGCGAAACUCAUGGAAAUCAAGCAGGAACUGUCGAAGCGGUCAAGUAGGGUCGAUGGGGAUGAAAAAAGGAAAAAGAAGAGAAAGAAAACGUCCGCAGAAAGCUGAGCCAACAAACAAAGAAUGUUGUAUUGUUGUGCUCUACUUUUGUAACUACACAUGGACGUGCUCAUUUGACAUUUCCUUGGUUCACGAGCACGCAGAAUUUUUGAUAGAUGAGUGUAAUCACAAGGUGCGUGGACAUAAAGUGAGAGUAGCAUGGCCCGUCACAUUCAGUUUAGUGUUUUUUUUUUUUGCCGAUUCACAUUCAGUUUAGUCCUAGACCUUACAGAAGGUUCAUAUUCAAACUUUCUGGAUGCCCAUAGAUGUUCGACUUGCGUAUCUGAUGAAA